Molecule: messenger RNA, 429 nt
Organism: Penicillium soppii
Lineage: Eukaryota; Fungi; Ascomycota; Eurotiomycetes; Eurotiales; Aspergillaceae
Exons: 2
Coding region: 1-429 (142 amino acids)
Source: RefSeq, a predicted model, not a curated record
AUGCCAUGGGAGAGGAUCUCUCAAUCGGUGAAAGAUGAGAUUACCGCCUACGACAUCACUGAAAGGCGCCGUGCUCUAUACAACCGAUGUCAUGAGGGCAUGGUGACCCUAGAUGCCAGCACUGAUAUCAGUAUAUCUGAUAUCAUGCAACCCUCCCAUGCCGUUCACGGACUGUAUCAAUUCCCAUACAUAUCACAUCAAGCAGGCACAGAGUGUGAGGUGACUAUGCAGACCCAUGGUGACAUUUUCAAAGAAGAGGCACCUCUGGAAUCACAAGAGAGAGGAGCUUUAUUGGAUGACUCGGGCUGGAUCGAAAAAAAAUCUCAAAUGUUCAUGGAUAAUGAUAGGGCAAUUUUGUUUGAAAAUAACUGGGAUGAAGGAAUGCUCACCAUUGAUCCAAAUUUGGUGUCUAUAGGCUCGAACGUCUAG